CUUCGUUGUUGUACGGUCCGGAGAAUCUCCGCUCCUUGCCAACGCCGGUGUUUUGUUUGAAUGAUAAGGUGAACCAACGUUGGGUGAACUUGCAAGAUGACUGCUGAUCACGCCUCUGUGCUGGCACUUUUUUGUGGUUUACCAGCGAGUGGGAAAACUACGCUGGUGCAAAGAAUCCGUACUGUAUUGGAAAGUCGUGGAGCGCCUGGUGUGCCUUGGUGCCCAUGUGUCAUUUGCUAUGACGAACUCGUGAGCAUGGAUGCACAAGCCGAAAUGGCACAGAGCAAAGGUCUCACUAAGGAAUCCCGUCAGCAUUUGCUUGAAGCAGCCGACUGCUACAUUGGAUGGCUUUGUGGAGAGGGCUGUGAAGCCAGCCCCAUGUGUGCUGACCCUGUGAUGGAAAUGCUUGGUCGCCUAAAGGCUGCAAGAAGAGGACAGAAGCCUGAUGAGAAACCUUUAAUCAUGGUUGAUGACAACCUGUACUACCGCAGCAUGCGCGCUGCAUGGUUCAAACUGGCCCGCAAGUACGCUUUGGGUUUCUGCCAGGUAUUUCUGCUCUGCUCUGCAGAACAGGCUAUUCAAAGAAAUGCCACUCGUGUCUUACCUGUGCCUGAACUAACAAUUAAGACCAUGGUGCAAAAAUUUGAGCUGCCCCGUGACGAGCCUUGGGAGCAGCACUCUGUAGUCGUGGAUGGAGGGCCAGGCAGCAUGGAGAAAGUAAUGGCCAUUCUAGAGACUGCAUCAAAGCAACCAUGGUCUCCUGUGGAUGUAUUGGAUAGCGUCACUGAACCAACACCUGCCAGUCAGAUUCAUAUCUGGGACCUUGAGCUUCGUACCAUUGUGUCCAAACUCAUCAGACAAGCACAAGAUGAAAAGUCAACCAAGUCGAAGCUUCAGGCAUGGUGUCUUAGGGUGCAGAAGGCUCGCCAGAAUGUUCUAGCCUACUUAAGAACCCUGGAUUCUUGCAGUGAAAAGGAGGAGGUGGACUUGGAAAGGCUCAUGCAGGAGCAUCUUGACUGCAGCACUUCAGGUGCAAGCUGACAAUUUAAUGCCUUUCAUUCUUUUUUUUAAUUUUCUGUGGGUGCUUGUGCCAGCAGGAGUAGAUGUACGUACAUAAUGGGGCAAAUCAGUCGGAUGAAUACGUGUUCAAGGGAUGCUGCAGUAAAAGGCAAAAUUGCUUUCCAUUUUUUUU
This is a messenger RNA of Rhipicephalus sanguineus (brown dog tick), 1192 nucleotides long. It is a transcript of the gene Pstk, whose product is annotated as L-seryl-tRNA(Sec) kinase. Gene Ontology annotation, molecular function: kinase activity; tRNA binding. Bases 97 to 1041 code for a protein of 314 amino acids. The record is from RefSeq and is a predicted model, not a curated record. Lineage: Eukaryota; Metazoa; Arthropoda; Arachnida; Ixodida; Ixodidae. The transcript has 5 exons.